Pyrus x bretschneideri (Chinese white pear) is the source of this 2153-nucleotide messenger RNA. Its product is annotated as SMR domain-containing protein At5g58720-like. The coding region runs from base 235 to 1848 and encodes 537 amino acids. The record is from RefSeq and is a predicted model, not a curated record. NCBI's taxonomy places the organism in Eukaryota, Viridiplantae, Streptophyta, Magnoliopsida, Rosales, Rosaceae. The transcript is spliced from 12 exons.
CCUAAAUUAGCCAUAUCCCCUUCUCUAAUUCUCCGUUUCUACCCCCGCUCCACCUCUCCAACCUAGGGUUUCUGAUCUGAUUCCUCGUCCACCGGCCGGUUUCAGAAACCCUAUUCCUCGCAGAAGCUCAUAUCCCCCAACCGAAUUUUCGCGCCAGGGUUUUAUAUUAUCAAUCGUCCAAUCGUCGGCAUCGUGACGGAUUCCGGUUAAACUUUAGCUGUUUCAGCAGCGGCGAUGAAGCAUACGAAGAGGAGAAGGAGGAAGAAGAGCUCGGCGGUUCCGACGCCGGUCGCCAAGGAAGACGAAGAGCAGAAGGUGAUCCGCUCGCUUAUGGAGGUUUUCUCGUCGGUAUCGCUUGACGACGCCACUUAUGCAUAUCGCGAAGCCGAUGGCGACGCGGGCAAGGCCGCGGAGAUUUUGGAACGGGCUGUGGCUGAAUGUUCCGAAGAGCCAUUCACGAGCUCCACAGCGAGUGGCGUUUCUGGAUCGGACGCGGCUUCGAGUUCGGGCUCGAGCUCGGGUUCGAGCUCGGGUUCGGGUUCGUCGGAAGGGUUUGAGUCGGGUUGUAUUCAGAAUUUGGUGAGCGAGAAGGGUUUAAGGGGUAAGCAGAAGAGGGUUGUGGCGGCCGCCGGAACGGUAUCGACGGUUUUGGGUAAGGAGUACGUGAGCUCGAUUCCUAGGAGGGCUCCAACGUCGUCAAAAGUGACGAAGCUGAAGGGUUUUGGUAAUGGAGGUGCUGCUGGGCAAGAGGAAGCUGAGCAGUUUCUUUGUUCUAUGCUUGGAGAUGAGUCUGAGCUGAGCUUGGCGGUUGUUAGAGACGUCCUUUUUCAGUGUGGGUAUGAUGUUGAAAAGGCCCUGGAUGCAUUGCUUGAGGUCUCUUCCUCGUAUGAACAGUCCAGUAGUAGUUCUAACUAUAGUAUGUUUUUUAAGGAAGAUAGUAGACAUCCCUUUGAACAGUCUGACACUUCCCUCACCAGAAGUUACUAUACUGUGUCCUGUGGAAGAACAAAGACUCCUCUGAAUAUGGAAGAACAAAGACUCCUCUCAAUACUGACAGAUAGGGCAUCUGAUUGCACUUCGCAUUCGUCUGAAUAUGAGCAGGAUAAUAUAUGGAAUUAUUCAAAGGUACUCACUGAUUCUGAAGCUCAUUCUCCUGCUAGCCCCAAAAGUACUGCGGCAGAUCUCUCUCAAAAGGUGUUGGAAUCUUUGUUUAACAUCUCCAAGAGUCCUGAAUAUGAACCAAAAACCAUGAAUUGGAAGAAUGUUGCAACUAAAUUGCAGUCAUUGGCACCUAGGUAUGAUGUUUGCACUUCUGGCUCAGCGGAAGCACAGCAGGUCAAUUUUGCUCAAGGAGAUGAAUAUCAUGCAUUCAGAGGAACUGCAAAGGAGCACUGGGAUUCAAUGAGGUCCUACUAUCAGAAAGCUGCAACGGCAUAUUCAAGAGGAGCACGGGAACAUGCAAGUUACCUUGCUGAGCAGGCGAAGGUACAAACUAAAUUGGCACAAGCAGCUGACGAAAAGGCAAGCCAGGAAAUCUUUAAAGCUAGAAACAAGGGCAUAGAAAAUGUGAUAACAAUUGAUUUGCAUGGGCAACAUGUCAAACAAGCCAUGAAACUUUUAAAAAUCCAUCUACUGUUUGGAACUUAUGCACAAUCGGUUCAAUUCCUCAGGGUUAUCACAGGGAGCGGGUCGCAUGGUUAUGGAAGGUCAAAGCUGAAGCAAUCGGUCAUCGAACUUGCUGAGAAUGAAGGUAUUCAAUGGAGGGAAGAGAAUCGAGGAAUGGUAUUACUCAAGCUAGGUUCACAUAGAGAGUUCAGCUUUCAGGAUGCGGAGAGUGAUCCCGAGUAACCUCCUUUAGCAUGGUAUGUAAUACCCACCACCGGUUGUGUUUCUGGUUAAUGUUGUCAGUCAGUAGGGAGUUACUGUUUAGUGUAGUCGCCUUAAUGUCGUGUCGGAGGCCAGGUUUACGGAUGUCCAUAUUCAUCUCUUUUCUCUAGGUCGCUUAAUUAUCUAGACGCCUCUAUUGAAGAAACUAGCUCAGCUCAAGUUGCUCGUUGUACUUACCGUGUAGGGCAUGUAUAUAACUUGAGAAAACUGUGUAAAACUUAACUUAGUUGACAAUGCAUUGAAACUGAAACUGUUGGAUCAUGACA